UCCAGAACCUUCCAGCCAGGCACCAGGGAAGAUGGUGCCUGUCCUGCUGUCUCUGCCGCUCCUCCUAGGGUCAGCGGUCCCCCAGGGGACCCAAGUGGGUCCUUACUCUCUGACCUUUCUCUACACUGGGCUAUCCAGGCCCAGCAAAGGCUUCCCCAAGUUCCAGGCCACUGCCUUCCUCAACGACCAGGCCUUCUUCCACUAUGACAGCGAGAGCAGGAAGGCAGAGCCUCUGGGGCCGUGGAGCCAGCUGGAGGAGAUGGAGGACUGGGAGAAGGAGAGUCGGCUUCAGCAGGCCAGGGAGGAAAUCUUCCUGGAGACCCUGACAGAUGCUAUGAACUACUACCAGGCGAGCAAAGGGUCUCACACCUUCCAGGCAAUGUUCGGUUGUGAGCUCCACAGUAACAGAAGCAGUGGAGCAUUCUGGAGGUACGCCUACGACGGACACGACUUCAUCGAAUUCAACAAGGAGAUACCGGCCUGGGUUGCCUUGGACCCAGCAGCCCUGAACACCAAGAAAAAGUGGGAAGCGGAACCAGCGUACGUGCAGCGGGCCAAGGCCUACCUGGAAGAGGAGUGCCCAGGGAUGCUGCGGAGGUACCUGAACCACAGCAGAACUCACCUGGACCAACAAGAUCCUCCCUCAGUGACAGUCACCAGCCACAUGGUCCCAGGACGGAACAGGACCCUCAAGUGUCUGGCCUAUGAUUUUUACCCAGGAGGGAUUGGUCUGCACUGGACUCGGGCCGGAGAGGUGCAGAAGUCUGAGUUAGAGAGAUACGUGCUCCCCAGCGGAAAGGGCACUUACCAAGCCUGGGUGGUGGUGGGAGUGUCCCCUCAGGACCGAGCACCCUACUCGUGCCACGUGGAGCACCGCAGUCUGGCCCAGCCCCUCACAGUACUCUUGGACCAGAGACAGAAAGCGAGGGCUGGAGGCAAAGUGCAGACUCCACGGCACCAGUAGCCAUCCCCUCUCUGCCUGACGUGAGAGAACUGAACUUUAGAGAUCAGUAUCUUCAGCGGUAUAAGGGCCAGAGAAGUGGCGGGGUGGGGACAGAAGGCUUGGGUGUCUUCUGCGCUGACCUUCACUGACAAAUGCCUCAUCCAUACUGGCCCCCUCCAUUGUCUGAUCUGCAAAAACCUAAUUCACAAUAAGCAACAUGGGUAGCACAACAGAGCAAAGUCUUUUCAAAUCCUAAAAUGUGACUCAGCUGUAUCAUUUGACUCAUCAGGAAGUCUUAGUACCCACUCAAAGCAAUGUUCACUUGGCAUCUGGGCCUGGGGCAUCUCAGAUAUGGUUUGGACCACUUAGUUCCUCGGCUUUGUUCAGGUAUCCACUGCUCACCACAGACAUGGCUGUGGCCUGACUGGGAGGUCCUACGACUCUGCAGCCUGUUUAACACAAACCCAUGCCUCUUCUGUGCCUCAGUUUCCCCCAGAACUGCCUUGCUCCCUGGAAGACACAGCCCCGGACUCCAACCAUACUGGCCUUUCUCAUGCCACAUUGGCCUUGGACCAGACACAACCAGGACUUAUUUGCCAGGCUUUCUCUUUCCAGGGUAUACUCCCAAAGAAAAGGAAUCAACCCCAACGUUCUUGGGCCUCAUCCAAGUCCGUUUGAGUGUGAUUUGUCAUCUGGGUCACCUUUAUGUGACCUCUCUAUCUCGG
Molecule: messenger RNA, 1668 nt
Organism: Ochotona curzoniae (black-lipped pika)
Lineage: Eukaryota; Metazoa; Chordata; Mammalia; Lagomorpha; Ochotonidae
Gene: AZGP1
Product: alpha-2-glycoprotein 1, zinc-binding
Exons: 4
Coding region: 32-964 (310 amino acids)
Biological process (GO): immune response
Cellular component (GO): external side of plasma membrane
Source: RefSeq, a predicted model, not a curated record